AUUCCUAGCAUUUAUGCAUUUGCUCUCUUAAUGUCUUGUGCUAACAAUUGUUCUUUUUGUAGGCAUGGCUUCAUCCGGUUCCAGGACGAGGCCACCGUGCGCGGACCAAGAGGACAUGCCGAAGACGUGGUUGGAGGCCAGUUUGGACAAGAAGAAGGAGAAGGAUGUGCCCACACCACCAUGUUGGUGUGGUGAUGUUUGCAAGCUGAAGGUGUCCACUGACCGCAACAAGUCAUGGACAGAAGGUAGAAGGUUUUUCGUGUGUCCCAACUAUGCACAUGAUCGUCGAAGGCCAACUAACGCAUAUGACAUACCACCGUCCCCUCCUCCACUUUGCAAGUACUUCACUUGGAUAGAUCACGAGGUACCAAAAGAUAUCCAAGAGGACCAACGUGCAGAUUGGUUACGGAGGCAGCGCCUAUUCGAGGAGUCCUAUGCACGGGGAUUGGAGCGGGAGCGUCGUGAGAAGGAGGCUCGUGAGCGCAAGAAGCGUGAGCAAGAGAGGGCACACAAAGAGAAGGCGGCUCGUCAAGAAGAGAGGGCAAGCAAACUUGCAAGGGCUCGCGAUGCACGAGAGGAGGACGAGGCACGUGACAAGAAGGGAAAGUGGCCCCGGACUACUCAGUAG
Messenger RNA from Triticum dicoccoides, 628 nucleotides. RefSeq lists its product as uncharacterized. The record is from RefSeq and is a predicted model, not a curated record. The transcript is spliced from 2 exons. The coding region runs from base 65 to 628 and encodes 187 amino acids. Gene Ontology annotation, molecular function: zinc ion binding. NCBI's taxonomy places the organism in Eukaryota, Viridiplantae, Streptophyta, Magnoliopsida, Poales, Poaceae.